Messenger RNA from Camelus dromedarius (Arabian camel), 10398 nucleotides. It is a transcript of the gene NAA60, whose product is annotated as N-alpha-acetyltransferase 60, NatF catalytic subunit. Gene Ontology annotation, biological process: N-terminal peptidyl-methionine acetylation. Gene Ontology annotation, molecular function: histone acetyltransferase activity; protein-N-terminal amino-acid acetyltransferase activity. Bases 176 to 1504 code for a protein of 442 amino acids. Lineage: Eukaryota; Metazoa; Chordata; Mammalia; Artiodactyla; Camelidae. Gene Ontology annotation, cellular component: Golgi membrane. The record is from RefSeq and is a predicted model, not a curated record. The transcript has 6 exons.
UGGCGCGGGAGGCGGAAGUGUCUCGGGCCGCCGCCUCCGUCCCGGCUGCGGCCCCUACUGGUUACAUAACUCGUUGCGGGCUCCGCGCGGCCCCACUUCCUGGCUCCCAGGGACCCCAGGAUGCGCUGAGCCCCACAACGCCGUCCGCUGCCGCCGGCUCCCGCCCGAGGUGUGAAUGACAGAGGUGGUGCCGUCCAGUGCCCUCAGCGAGGUCAGCCUGCGCCUCCUCUGCCACGAUGACAUAGACACUGUGAAGCAUCUGUGCGGCGACUGGUUCCCCAUCGAGUACCCAGACUCAUGGUAUCGUGAUAUCACCUCCAACAAGAAGUUCUUUUCCCUUGCCGCCACCUACAGGGGCGCCAUCGUGGGAAUGAUCGUAGCUGAAAUAAAAAGCAGGACCAAGAUACACAAGGAGGAUGGAGAUAUUCUAGCCUCCAGCUUCUCUGUUGACACACAGGUUGCCUACAUUCUAAGCCUGGGAGUAGUGAAGGAGUUCAGGAAGCACGGCAUAGGAUCUACCGCCAGGCCCACAGUCUGCUCUGCAGCUUCCUGCCAUGGUCCAGCAUCACCACCAAGGGCGGCAUCGAGUACAGCCGGACCAUGUGACACUAGCCAGGCAGCCUCCACCAGGCCCCACCCCUUGGUGCCCUGCGGAAACUGCCCUCCUGGCCAUCUGACUUCUGCUGUCCUCUGCAGAGGAGCCCCAGCUGCAGGCCUGGUGCUACGUGGGCUCGAGAGCAGAGCUUCGCGGGGCAUGCCCGGUCUCCGACAGGCUCUCCCAGCCCUCCUUCCUGUGUGGAAACCUGCGCUUCCUCUGAGCGCUGGUCCUGCCCCGCGCACCAGCCUCUGGGGCCGCUGGGGUGUGGCAUGUGCUCUGUGGUCUGUCUCCUCUGCUGCCCUGGGAGCGAGGGCACCCAAAAGGGCUUCCCUCCCUGCUUCCCCACACCCCUCACUGGCCUCUUCCCCUCCACUGCCUGUUCCUUCCAGCUCCUUCCUCCAAAGUGGGAACGAACUUCUGGGAGGGAAGACCCUAAGUGUCGUGGACAGACUUCACCCUAAAGACACAGGAGCGUCAGAACAAUGCAGGGGCAAAUUAAAGGGAGCGCCAGACUCCCGUGCAGACCCAGUGCACAGAAGCCUGGGGCGCAGGGCGCAGCCCCUGCCUCCCCACCCGGGGCUGGUGCUUGGUGGGCACAGCGCGGGAGGCUUGUCUCCCACACGCAGCUCUGGGGCUUUGCUCCCGACUCAGGCGGUCGGACAACGGGACUGUUCUCCACACCGCCGCUGGGAGGCUGAGGCUUGCAGGCCGGUUCACUGUCUAGAGCAAGCAGAACCGCCAGUCGUCUGGUGGAUGCCCCGUUCAGCUGAGCUACCGCAGGGGACCAGGCUGAAGACAGGCGCCGCCAAGGGUCCUGGGCGUCCUGUCCCCCAGGCCCCCAGCCCCCUGGGCUGUAGCGCAGAGGCCUGGGUAGAUGCGGACCAGAGGAAGCUGAGCCGGCCUUGAUCAAGUGAAACCCAGCUGUUGAGGCUGGGGCAGUCACGUGCCUUGUGGUCCCUCCGCCUCUGGGGCAGAGACCGGAGAGGCUGUUUGAUGCCAGGAAGUGUGCGUGUGGACGGUGUGUGCUCCUGGUGUCCCUUCCGAGCUGCCUGCCACCUGCCCUGACCUCCAGAGCAGAGGGGGUGGUGCAGAGCUACUGUGGCCUAUUGGAGCCAUUGCCAGGGAGCACUGGCCCAAGGGCAGGAGGAGACGGAGCACCCCAGGCGGGGGCUCCGUGACUGGUGUCCUUCCUCCCCUCAGAACUUCCCAGCCUGGGGCUCCUAUGUCCUCAUGGUGGGAAAGGGCUUCUCGAGAUGAAGGUGAUCCGGGCAUGAAAGGCCAUUCUCCUCCCUUGGCUGGGUGUUCCCACCUCUGCGCUGACAUUGACUUCACGCUGAGGCCCAGCUCCAUGUGCUCUCUAAUCUGAAUCCACGAUGAUCAUGUGAUUUUUAUUUCUGCUCCUUGGGUAAGGGAAGAGUCUUCCAGAAGGUUCUGCCUUGGACAUUCAUAAUUGAGCUCAGAGGCCUUGUCCUGCCCUGCCCCCCUACCCCACCCCGCCAGUCACUGCAGUGUCCAGCCCAGUGUUGAACAGGAUUAUAGUGUUUUGUCUCAUUGCAAAUAAAGAGACUAAUUGGUCACAUCCUGUCUUCCCAGGCUCGCUACACUUUGGCCCUGCCCCUGUGGAUCUGCCCUGUGGCUGAGGGUGGCCUAGGAACUGCUUGUCACCUAGCAAGUCCCAACGAUGGCUUGCAGCUCAAAGGGCAAUUGUUUUUUACAAUCAUGAUUGUAAUUUACUCUGCCAAAGAAUGCGGUCCCUGGGGAGAGGUCCUAGAGCUGGUGAUUCAACACAGUCAGGCAGAGACCCUGGGCCAGCGCAGCCCACCACAGGAGCCUGAGGCAAGGUGCCAGCUCAUCCCAACCCCUGGUGGUGCUUCCACCAACCUCUUCUUGGAGCUUCUGGCCACCCCAGGGGCAGGGGGUCAUGCUUGUCACCCCGUUAGACAAAGGAGGAAAACUGGGUCAGGGGCUGGGAGUUGCCCAUGAGCCACACAGCUCCUGAUGGUGGGCCUGAGAGCCCAGCCCGGGCCUGGUCCCUCCCAAGCCCGUGUUUGCUGCUCCCUGAGGCCUGGGUCUCACCCAGAUGGCCCUCCCUAGGGAACAAGUCCUGAGGCUGGUGGCCUGGACUGUGAGCUCCCACCACCCAGGGCCACACCCAUACUUGAAACAGCCUGAAAAGCACGCAGGGACCCAAGUCUCCAGAAUCUGCUAUAGGAGGGAACAGGGCAGGGCCUGAGGGAGCGUUUCUCUGGGUCUGGAAGGGACCCAGCUGCCCUGGUUUCCAGAGUGUCCUUGACACCAUCACGUGUGGUCUGACAGAAGCCUGUGAGAGGGAUAGGUCAGUCCCAGCCUGACUUGGGCUGCCAGGACGGGAAGUCAGCAGGUAGGGGAGAGUCGCUGAGGCAAACCCAGGUCUUCCCAUCCUGUCCCCUGCAGGGCUGAGGCCCAGUGAUGUAGAGCAGGGGGCCCUCAGCCAGAGUGAUUCUGCCCCCUCCAGGGAACAUUAGACUAUCUGGAGACAGUUUUGGUAGCCACAGUGGGAGGAGACCAGGGACGCUGCUAAACAUCCUGUAGCGUACAGGACAGCCCCCCACAACAAAGAUGUCAACAGUGUGAGGUUAAGACAUCCCAUUACAGAAGAGCCCAGGCCGGGUUACCUGGAGUCCAACCCAGCUGGGUGGAGAAGGGCUGUGCCCACUCUGCCUGGAGGGUCAGGGCAGCCAGGGGGCCCCAGGGAGAGUGAACACAACCAAGCCUUCAUUGAGGGGCAGCGUGGGGUCAGGGCCAGCCUCUCUGCCCAGGUUGGGAACUUGCCCUCCUCCCUGACAUCCUCCACAAACCCAGUCUAACUUCCUUUGUCCUCUGCCCCCUCGGCCUAGAGUGCCAAGCCCUGCUUUUAGGCCUGCUGAGACCCUGCCCACCCAGAGGAGGACGGCUCCCUUCUCAACUCAGGGUGGAACACCUGGAUUCCCCAGGAUCGAUUAACACAGAACUUUGCUCUCAGAACACAGGUGCCAAGGGGCUGUUUCUCUAGCUGAAUUGCCUGAUGACAGACAGACCACAGGGACAGAAGGUGCAGGCCUUGGCUUUUAUUGAUACUAGACCUGCAGGCUCCCCAGCCUCUUGGGAGCCCAAACUCUCUGCUCCACCCAGCCUCUCAGGUACAAGUGGCUGACUUGAGUUGGAGCAGGCUGCAAGAGCAUGCCCAGGCUUCUAUUUUUUCUGUCCCUCCUGCAGGACUUCCUCCUCCCUUCCCCCUUGAGUUUUCCUGAGGCUGGCCCAGGCUCUGGUGCUGGGCAGCUGCCCAGGUGUCUCAGUGUUGGGGUGCCACUGGUAGGGACUGAGCCCUUCCUGGACCUGCCUCCUCCUCCUGGGCCAUCCUUUCCCCUCCUGUCCCAAGCUGGGAGAACCAGCCCUGGCACUCGGAUCCCUACGGCCUCUCCAGAGCCCCAAAGCGAGUUCUCUUGUACAAAGGACAUGUGGGCUCCUCUGAGGCCCCCCAGGAUCUCUUGGGCCUGAGCCCCAAGCCUUCAGGGGGACAGGACUGGGAGGGGGCACCCUUGGCUGGGUCCAUGCUGGAACUGGAAGCUGAGGAAAGGGAGAAGAGUCACUCAGGUACCCAGGGGAGGCUGCCAGUCCACCCUGUGACCCCCAGAACCUGGCAUCCUUCAAAACAGGAGGGGAGGGGACGUUCUCCUUAAAGAGAACCCAUGAGGAGAGAAGAAAGAGGGAAACAUGGUUCAAACUAGAAGGACCCUUAUCUAACCUGAACCCCUGAUUUUACAAAUGGGGAAACUGAGGCCCAGCCAGUUGGGAAGAGCCGUCCAAGAUCCUUCAUUAAGUGUGGAGCUGGGACAGGGACCCAGGAGGCUUGGGAGUGGAGAAGGGCCACCUAGGUCCAUCUGAUUCCCCUGCUCCACCCUUCCCUGGGUUUUCCCAUUCAGUCCCCAGCCCUGCAGCACCUGGACAGGUGCUUACCUGUAUUUCCUAGGCUGUCCCUGGGCAGUUGAGCUUCCAGAAGUGCUGAGCGGUGGCUGUUACCUGGGCCUAGAAUCCCCUGUGGUAGCUCCAGGGGCCAGGCCACACCCUUGGGCUGUGGGAGGCAGCCCCUGGCCAUGAGCCGGCCCAGCCAGUGGCUCUCACACUGGCCAGCAGGCUGCACGUGGCCCGGCAGAUAGAGGGCCAGGCCCCGGAGGUGGCGCAGUCGAAAGUUCUUGGGCUUGCUCCCCUGGGCACUGGGGCACUGCUGCUGCUGGGCCCCCAGCCCCCCUUCGUAGAUGUUGGGUGGAGUGUCAGGGUGGCUGAGGCGUCCUUGGGCCCAGCUCACUGCAUCUGUGGAGGGGAGAGCAGGAGGGUGGUGGCCGGCUGGCCACAGUGGCCAUGAGGGGAAAACGCAGUCACAUGCUCGUGAGAUGGGCUCCACCCCCCACCUGCGGAGCCUCAGCUUACCUGUCUGUCAGAAGGGCUCAGCCCCUUGCCUCCCAUCGCCUCCCACCACCUCCCACCUCCUCCCACCCCACAUAGCUUCCCUCCCAACUAACAGGAGCUCUGAGAAGCUUGAGCCUUGGCACCAAGAUCACUUUCAGGACUUCAGGCUCUUUCUGCCAACCUGUUUUGCCCUCUACCCUAAAAAGAGUAUUCUGGUACCCAGGGUCACACAGCCUGGACCAGUGGCCAUACCCCUCUCCCACGCAUGCAUGUCCCUAAGGCCACCCUUGUGGCUUUGGGCCCAGGUCAGGACAGGAGGGCAUCUCUGCUCCUGCCACUCCUCCCCGCAGCCCGGCACCUUCUCUUAUGCGCAGCUCAGAGAACGCACAGACCAAGGCUUCCAUGGAGGGCCAGUGUGGUGGGGAGGAGUGGCCGGGCCUCCUGUGCAGCAGGGCUCUGCUCUCCCCUACCUAUGGGCUGAGUCUGCAAGUCUCCCCUGGCAACCAGCUCUAUGAUGUCACAGGGAAGACUCCCGGGUUUCCUGGACCCCUGAGUUUGGGAAAGGAUGUCCAGGGCAGGAUCAGGGUGGGAGGAGGGCAAGGGAUGGAGAUGGAAUCCUAGGGGAGGUCCCUGGUCCCUCUGGCUUCAGAUAGGCAGACAGCUUUUGCAGGCUGGGAAGUCACUUCCUGGGGUGAACUUUUGAGGUAUCCAUUUCCUCAUCUAUGGGUGGGACAUGAAGGCUUAGGGGUGCAGACUUGCUUAUAUCUGGGUUAGUGCUUUGAGCAUGCUGACAGGUGGUUCUGGAUGACUGGGCAGCUCAUUUAAUUUUUCUGUCCAUUUUCCCAUAAGUAGAUGAUGGCAUACUGUGUGAAUGGUACCAACUGUGAAGCAGGAUGUGGAGGAACUGGAACUCUCAUGUACUGCUGCAGGGAAUGUAAGAUGGUACCACCAGUUUGAGAAGCAGUUUCUAAAAAGUUAAACUUUAAAUUCUCUUUAUUCACAGAUGACAUGAUCUUAUAGACAGGAAACAUUCACACUCAAAAAAGAACUACUUGAGCUAAAAAAAAACCUAUCAGCAAAUAAGGUUCAGCAGAAUCUCAGGAUACAAGAUCAACACACAAAAAUUAACUGUAUUACUACACGCAAGCAAAGAACAAAAAGAAUAAAACAGUCAUAAAAUUAACCAUGGAGGUACAAGACAACACUGAAAACUACAAAGUAUUGCUGAAAAAAAAUAAGACUUAAAUAAAUGGAAAAAUAUCCUCAUUCAUGUAUUUAAUACUGUUAAGACAGCAUUCCUUCCCAAAGUGAUCUAUAGAUUCAAUGCAAUUCUUAUCAAAAUCCCAAUGUCCUUUUAGGCAGAAACAGGCAAACUGAUCCUAAAAUUCAUGUAGAAUUACAAGGGAGACCAAAAGCCAAAAAUGAUCUUAAAGAAAAAGUUUGAAGACUCAGAUUUCCUGACUUAAAAACUUACUACAUACAGUGUUACAGUAAACAAAACAGUGUGGAGCUGGCAUAAGGCUAGACAUCUAGACCGAUGGAAUAGAGUAGAGAGCCGAGAAUUAACCCAUACAUCUAUGGACAAUUGAUUUUUGACAAGAUUGCCAAGACUGUUCAGUGGGGGAAGGAAUAGUCUAUUCAGCAAAUGGAAAGAACAACUGGAAGUCCAGGUGAUAACGAAUGAAGAAUGAAGAAUGGCAUUAGACCCCUACCUCACACCAUAUACAAAAAAUUAACUCAAAAAGCAACAAAGACCUAAAUAUAAGCACUACACUAAAACUGUAAGACUCUGAAGAAAACAGGGGUAAACCUUCAUCAUGAUGGAUUUGGCAAUGGGUUCUUAGAUAUGACAACAAAAGAAAAAAGCAACAAAAACAGAUAAAUUGGACUUCUUCAAAAUUGAAAACUUUUGUGCUGCAAAAGAAGCUAUCAAGAAAAGACAGCCUACAAAAUGAGAGAAAACAUUUGCAAAUUGUAUAUGUGAUUAGAGUGUAGUAUCUAGAAUAUAUAAAGAACUCUUACAACUCAACAGAAAGACGAACAACUCAAUUUAAAAAUAGGUGAAGAGGUGGGGAAGGAUAUAGCUCAAGUGGUAGAGCGCAUGCUUAGCAUGCACAAGGUCCUGGGUUCAAUCCCAGUAUCUCCUCUAAAAUAAAUAAAUAAAUAAAUAAAUAAAUAAAUAAAUAAAUAAAUAAAUAACCUAAUUACCUCCCUCCCAAAAUAAAAUAAAAUAAAAAAGGUGAAGAACUUGAAUACACAGUUCUCCAUAUAAGAUGUAUAUAAAUGGUCAACAAACACAUGAAAAGAUGUUCAACAUCAUUAGUCAUUAGGAAAAUGCAAAUUUAAGCUACAGUGAGACACUACUUCACACCCAUGAGGUUGGCUCUAAAAAACAGCAAAAACAGAAAAUGACAAGUGUUAAUGAGAAUGUGGAGAAAUCUGAAACCCUCCCACACUGCUGGUGGGAAUGUAAAAUAGUACAGCCACUAUAGAAAACAGUUCGGCAGUUUUUCAGCAAGUUAAACAUAGAAUUACCAUAUGACCUAGCAAUUCCACUCCUAGGUAUACACCCCAAAAGAACUGAAAACAGGUAUUUAAAUAAAUACUUAUACACAAACAUUCAUAGCAGCAUUAUUCAUAGAAGUAACCAAAGAGUGGAAAGAACCCAAAUGUCCAUCAACUAAUGGAUGGAUAAACAAAUUGUAGUCUGUCCAUUCAAGGAAAUAUUAUUCAGCCAUAAAAAGGAAAGAAGUACUGAUACCCAGGGCAACAUGGAUGAAUGUCAAGAACAUAAUGCUCAGUGGUAAAAGCCAGAUGCAAAAUGCCACAUAUUUUAUGAUUCCAUUUGUAUUAAAUAGGCAGAAUAAACAAAUCCAUAGUGACAGAAAGCAGAUUAGUGAUUACCAGGGAUGGGGGCAGGGGAGUCACUCCCAUUUGGAAGUGACUGCUUAAUUGGUGUGACAUUUCCUUUUGGGGUGAUUGAAAUAUUUUGGAACUAAAUAGAGGUGGUGAUUGAACAACAUUUCAAAUGUACUUAGUGUUACUGAAUUGUACACUUAAAAAGGUAAAUUUUAUGUUAUGUAUAUUUUACCACAGUAAAACUAAGUAACUGACCAGCACUACUCAAAACUGUUAGGGUCAUCGAAAACAAGGAAAGUUGGAGAAACUGUCACAAAUCUAGAGGAACCCAAAGAGAAAUGAAAAUUAGAUGCAAUGUGGUGUCCUGAAUCAAAUCAUGGAACAGAAAAAGGACAUUAAGUUAAAAAUAAAGAAAUUUUGACUUUAGUUAAUAAUAAUGUGUCAGUGUUGGUUCAUCAGUUAUGAGAAAUGCAUCAUACUAAUGUAAGAUGUCAACAGUGACAGGGGUGUGAGGGUGGAUGGAAUCUACAGGAACUCUGUACUAUCUUUGCAGCUUUUUUGAAAAUCUAAAACUAUUCAAAAAUUAAAAGUUGAUUGAAAAAGAAAAAAGUUAAAUAUUCACCUGCUUUAUGACUCUGAUGUGUCAUUCUAGGUAUUUACUGAAGAGAUAAGACAGCAUAUUGUGUGUAAAAGGAUUUCUAGCUGAAUAUUUGUACCAGCUUUAUUUGUACUGGCCCCAAAUUGGAAAUGUCCAUUAACCAGUGAUGGGUAAAUAAAACUGCAGUCUAUCCAUGUGAUGGAUAUACAAGUCGGCAGUAAAAAGGAAUGAAUUACUGAUACAGGCUACAACAUGGAUGGGUCUCAGAAUAAUUAUGCUGAGUAAAAGAAGCCAGAAAAAAAGGAGCAUAUGUUAUACGAUGACAUGUAUAGAAAACUCUAGAAGUACGCAAGUCUACGAUGACACAAAGCAGAGGAAUGGUUGCCUAUGGUACAGGGAAUGGCAGGAGGGUGAUAAUACAAAGGGCUGGGCACGGGGAAACGAGGUGAAGGAUGUGUUUCUCUCUUGACUGUGGGGAUGGUUUCUUGCAUGUAUACGCUUGCCAAAAUUUGUUAAAUUGCACACUUUAAAUAUAUGCACUUUAUCUUCUGUCCAUAAAGCAGUUGAAAGAAAUUUAAAACCGAGGAGGGGGGCUCUGGCCCCCUUGUCGGUGCUCCCUCUGUGCUCUGCUGUCUACAGUGGAUGUCAAGUGCGGUCUGCCCCAAACCACCCAUCACUUCUCCUGUAGCCCUCACAGCCACCUGGUCAGGCAUCACGACCUCCGUUGUAACACUGAAGAAUAUGAGUCACCAAGAGGUUAACCUCCCAAGGUCACAUGGCUUUAGGGACAGCUCUAGAUGCCUAUGCACACCAGUUAGCCCUAACUUACAGCAGAUCUGCUGGACUUCCACUGGCCUAUUGUGCCAGCCCUGAACUGGGCAUGACAGAGUCAGCACAGAGCAUGAGGGGAGGGUGGAGACAUGGCCUUUCCUCAAAGACCCUUUGCCUCACUGGAGUGAGGAUGAUGUACUCUUGCUCACUCAUUCAUUCAUUCAGGUAUUAAACAUACAUGUUCUGAGGGCUUAUGUAGCACUAAAUACUAUUGGAGACUUGAGGAGAGAGUCGAGUAGGGCAGAGAAGGUAUCUAUUUUCAUGGCACUUACAUGUCCAGAUCAGAGACACAAAAGAUAAGCAAAGGAGAUGUUUCUAGAUCAUACUAUGAAAAUAAAAUAAGGUGAUGUAAUAGGGAGUGGCCGGGAAGGAUCUGCUUUGGUGAAGGUAGUCCGGGAAGCCUCUUCACAAAGAUCUGAAGUUGGGAAGAGUGCUCCUGGGAACUGCACGUGCAAAGGCCAGGAGGCAGGAAUAUGGGGUUGUUCAACAGAGAGCAGGGUAGGAUGGAUGGAGGGAAGGCAGUGAAGGGAGCAGAGGAGGUGCAGCUAAAGGGAGUGAGUUUUAUUUGAAUUGCAAUAGGAAACCAUUGGAUUGCUUUGUUUUUCUAAGGCUAAUUUUUAAGUCAUGCUCACUGAGAUACAAUUUUAGAUAUGGCAAAACUCACCCCUUUUAGUGCACAGCUGUAUGAGUUUUGACAAACAGUGACUGCCGUAUAAUUACCACCACAAUUAAGAUAUAGAACAGGUCCAUCACCCUGAAAUUAUUUGACACCCAGCUCCUGGAAACCACUGAUUUGUUUUGUCUUUAUAUUUCCAUCUUACCCAGAUUGUCAUAUAAAUGGAAUGUACAGUAGGAAGCCUUUUGAGUCUGGCUUCUUCCACUUAGCAUAAGGCAUUGGAGAGUCAUCAUUGUCCUUGUGUAUUUCAGCAGUUGGCUUCUUUUUCUUCUUUAUUUUUUGGUUCCUGAGUGGUAAUUCAUUAUGUGAAUGUACUGCAGUGUGUUUAUCCAUUCAUAAGUUGAGGGACACUUGAAUGGUUUCCAGUUUGGGGCGAUUAUAAAUAAAGCUGCUAUCAACAUUUGUGUACAA